AUGGGUAAACAGGUGGCAGAAGCAGAGCAUGCCUUUGAGGCCCAAGAGGGGUCUCUGGCGAGGCAGGCCGCUGACAGGUCUCCUUGUUUCCUCUUGAGGCAGGUGUUCAAGCGCCACAACCCAGGCCCGGCAGAGGAGCAGGAGAUGAUGGAGAACCUGUUUGACUCCCUUUGCUCUUCCCUGAUGCUGAGCUCCAACCGGGACCGCUUUCUGAAGGGGGAAGGGCUGCAGUUGAUGAACCUCAUGCUCAGAGAGAAGAAGAUCUCCCGGAGCAGUGCCCUGAAGGUGUUGGACCAUGCCAUGAUUGGGCCGGAGGGGGCCGACAACUGCCACAAGUUUGUCGACAUUCUUGGCCUUCGCACAAUCUUUCCGCUCUUCAUGAAGUCCCCAAAGAAAAUCAAGAAAGUGGGAACCUCCGAGAAGGAGCACGAAGGUAGGAUUUCCUCCAAGCUCGCCCUUCCACUGUUCCUGGAAAAGUUGUCCUCUGAGAGAAGGGCUUGGUCCGUCCACGCUUCGUAAAUCUUUCCCUCUCCUGUGCGGAGCCAGCGAGAGCGUGGAGGCGGCUGGGUUCUUCCCAGUAGCUCCGACUCCCAGCUUAGUGGCUAAUUAGCUCCUGCAUCUGUGCACGUGAGCCUGGCGUUUGAAGCUGUCUCUUUGAUGCCAGCUCUUUGGAAAAGAGUAAUGAGCCAACUGCAAAUGUCACCUCCAAAGCAGUAUUUUUGGCUCCCAGCACUGAAGUGUGACAUGAACAUCAGGCACCGCAGACACAAAUUGCUUGUGGCUCUUGUUACUUUCUCACUUUCCUUCCACUGACUCCCCAGGGGUGGGGGGAAGGAUCCAGAAUUCCCAUCAGCCUGAGUUGCUGAUGAUUUCAGCAUGGCUGUCUCCAUCUUUCAGCUGUGAGGAACAGCAAGGCUGGUACAAAAUACGAAACAAGGACAGCUCCCUGGAAAGGUGUUUCAAAAACAGGCCAAUGUGUGUGAUUUGGUGCAUUGGGGAAUGGAGCAGGACAAAAAUUAUUCAUCUAGAAAGUGUGUCUUGACUUCCCCUGACUCGAGAUGCCGCCUCACUUGUACUGUCAUCUUCUCCAAAAGACCUGAAAAAGGAGCACAGGGAAAGAAAGCCAUCUCUGCUUCAUGAUGCCUCCUGAAGUUGUAGUCCAUUCUGCUAAGAAUUGCUUGGCGUGGCUAAUUUAUGGUUGAGAUUUGCAAUGAAUGAGUGUAGUAUUAAGCAUGAUAGUACAAAAAUAUUCUGGGAAAAAACAUUUUCACUCAUUUUCUCA
Python bivittatus (Burmese python) is the source of this 1282-nucleotide messenger RNA. The record is from RefSeq and is a predicted model, not a curated record. Lineage: Eukaryota; Metazoa; Chordata; Lepidosauria; Squamata; Pythonidae.